GGGCGGGAGCGGCAAGAUGGCCGCGCCCGUGUGAGAAGCCGCCGCCGGCGUCCGCGCUCGCCUCGGCCGCGCUGCCGCUUCCCGCGUGGCCCCCGGGCGGCGCGGGAGCCGGAGCCCGGUCGCGGCGGCGGUGCGUGCGUCCGUCCGUCCGUCCGUCCGUCCCAGAAAUAAUGAGGAUAUCGGGCCCCCAUGUCGGACCACUCUGACGAGAGGGCGACGAUGAUUGCGGCCGGCGACCUGCAGGAGUUCGCCCCCCGGGGCCGCGAGCACUGCCGGCGCCACCCCAGCGCCCUCAGCCUCCAGCUGCGGCGGCUGCAGCCCGCCUCCGAGCUCUGCUCCUCCGACGGGGCGGCCGGCCUGGUGGGGUCCCUCCGCGAGGUGACGAUCCACGAGCGGCAGCGGGAGAGUUGGCAGUUGAGGAAAGGUGUCAGUGAUGUUGGGGAAGAGGUGGACUACGACGAAGAGCUAUAUGUGGCCAGCAAUAUGGUCAUCUGGAGCAAAGGCAGUAAAAACCAAGCAUCUACUGUUUAUAAGGCUUUCACUGUUGACAGCCCCGUUCUGCAGGCCUUAUGGUGCGACUUCACAUUACCCCAGGAAAAAUCUGAAAAAGCUGAUGUUUCAGGCAGUGGUGAAAUAGUAGAGAAAUGUAUCUGCAUAUUGCAGAAUUCCUGUAUAAAUGUGCAUAGCAUAGAAGGAAAGGAUUACAUUGCUGCUUUACCUUUUCAGGUCGCAAACGUCUGGCCAACAAAAUAUGGUUUGUUAUUUGAGCGCAGCAAUUCUUCACACGAAGUACCUCCAAGUCCACCCAGAGAACCUUUGCCUACUAUGUUCAGCAUGCUACACCCACUAGAUGAGAUAACACCUCUUGUCUGUAAGUCUGGAGCAGGUGUGUUUGGCUCUGCUAGAGUGCAGUACGUUGCUGAUUACACCUUGAGGAUCGUGUUUCUCAGUGCUGAACCUUCCAUUGUGAUGACCUAUGAUACUGUGCAGAGUUUACAUACUCUUUGGGCUCUUCGGAGAGUCAAGCCCGAGGAGCAGAACACGGUGCUGAAGUUCUCAGAGCAGAUGGGCACACCGCAGCAUGUGGCCACUAGCAGCUCUUUGACCGCCCAUCUCAGAAGCCUCUCCAAGGGAGACUCACCUGUGGGCUCCCCUUUCCAGAACUACUCAUCUAUCCACAGCCAGAGCAGAUCAGUGUCAUCGCCCAGCAUGCAGUCCCGCUCGCCGUCUAUCUCCAACAUGGCUGCUUUGAGCCGCUCUCAUUCUCCUGCCCUGGGAGUGCAUUCUUUCUCAGGAGUGCAGAGGUUCAACUUUUCCAGUAACGCUCAGUCACCGAAGAGGCACAGCAUUACCCAUUCACCAAACAGCACUUCCAGUGAUUCCUUCCUUAUACCAGAAACUGAGCCAAUUGUUCCUGAGCUGUGUAUAGAUCACCUGUGGACAGAAGCAGUCACAAACAUGAGAGAGAAGAAUUCCCAAGCAUCAAAAGUGUUUAUUACCACUGACCUUUGUGGACAGAAGUUCUUGUGCUUUUUAGUGGAAUCCCAGCUCCAGCUGCGAUGUGUAAAAUUUCAAGAGAGCAACGACAAGUCGCAGCUGAUUUUUGGUUCUGUUACCAAUAUUCAAGCAAAGGAUGCAGCUCCAGUGGAGGGCAUUGAUACGCUGCUGGUUCUGGAAGGCAGUGGAAAUCUAGUUCUUUAUUCCGGAGUGGUUCGGGUGGGGAAGGUUUUUAUUCCUGGGCUGCCUGCUCCAUCCCUGACAAUGUCCAACCAAAUGCCUCGGCCAAGUACUCCCUUAGAUAGUGUCAGCACUCCAUCCAAGCCUUUGACUAAACAUCUGGGACCCCUGGAAGAGGGUGUGCUUUUGUCACCAGUUCCAGAGCUAAGGGAUUCUGCCAAACUUCAUGACUCAACUUACGUUGAAGACUGUACUUUUCAGCAGCUUGGGACUUUCAUUCAUGCUCUGAGAGAUCCUGUCCGCAACAGAAUAACUUUAGAACUCAGCAAUAAUACAAUGGUUCGGGUUACUAUUCCUGAAAUUGCCACUUCGGAACUAGUGAAAAGAUGUCUGCAAGGGGUCAAAGCUGUCCUACCCAAGGAGAUAGCUGUACAGAUGCUUGUCAAGUGGUACAAUGCUUAUAAUGCUCCUGGAGGACCAAGUUAUCACUCAGAAUGGAAUUUAUUUGUAACAUGUCUCAUGAAUAUGAUGGGUUACAACACGGAGAGACUGUCCUGGACACAUAAUCUUGAUUUGGAAGGAUCACUUUCACCAGUUAUUGCUCCAAAGAAGGCUAGACCAUCGGAAACAGGGUCAGAUGAAGACUGGGAAUAUCUCUUAAGCUCUGAUUACCAUAGGAAUUUUGAGUCUCAUCCUGUUGCCAAAGCUUUGCGACUGGACCCUCUGGAAGUUUUGGCUUCAAAGGAUGACUUUUCACAGAGCCUUAGUUUGGAUUCCUCAACUCUCCUUUUCACCCACAUUCCUGCUAUUUUCUUUGUUCUUCAUCUCAUCUAUGAGGAGCUCAAACUGAAUAGUCUGAUGGGAGAAGGAAUUCGUUCACUUGUUGUUCUUCUGGUUCAGCUGGCCAGGGACUUAAAACUUGAAGCUUAUAUAGAUUAUUACUACAGAGACUAUCCAGCCCUUGUAAAAACCUCCAGACAGACUUGCGUAAUUGACCAAGCCCAAACAGGUUUCAUGCACCAUCCCUCGUUUUUUACUGCUGAGCCUCCAAGUAUCUUUCAGUGGCUUAGUUCCUGUCUCAAGGGGGAAGGAGUGCAGCCUUAUCCUUACUUACCAGGAAUCUGUGAAAGGAGCAAACUGGUAGUACUGAGUGUGGCUUUGUACAUACUUGGUGAUGAGAGCGCUGUAUCUAAUGAAGCCUCCCAUUAUUUGUACAAGAUUACAUCAGGACAACGAAAACAGCAAAUAGAACAGGAUGACAAUCGAUGCAGUUUCAGACACAGCACAUCUGUUUCCAGCCUGGCUGAAAAGUUAGUUAUUUGGAUGACUAAUGUUGGUUUCACCUUAAGAGAUCUGGAGUCUCUCCCCUUUGGUGUAGCUCUUCCUAUUAGAGACGCGAUAUAUUACUGCCGAGAGCAGCCUGCCUCAGACUGGCCAGAAGCAGUUUGUCUCUUGAUUGGGCGUCAGGAUCUGUCCAAACAGGCGUGUGAAGGGAACCUGCAAAAGGGUAAAUCUGAGUCUGUGGGCCCAGUGCUGUCCUCCGAUAUUCCCUCUGGAACCGAAUCGGAAGAGGAUGAGGAUGGCAUGAAUGACAUGAAUGAGGAAGUGAUGUCGCUGAUAUGGAGCGAGGAUUUGAGAGUGCAGGAAGUGCGCAGGCUCCUUCAGAGUGCCCGCCCUGUACGCGUCAACGUAGUGCAGAUGCCAGAAGCUAGUGACCACGAAUACAUAGAAGAGAAAGAAAACCGGCUGUUGCAGCUAUGCCAGCGAACCAUGGCACUACCUGUUGGACGAGGAAUGUUCACUUUGUUCUCGUAUCAUCCUGUUCCAACGGAGCAGUUGCCCAUCCCUAAGCUGAAUCUAACUGGCCGUGCUCCUCCUAGGAACACUACUGUUGAUCUGAACAGUGGGAACAUCGAUGUGCCCCCUAACAUGGCUUGCUGGGCCAGCUUUCACAACGGGGUAGCUGCCGGCCUGAAGAUAGCACCUGCUUCACAGAUAGACUCUGCUUGGAUUGUCUAUAACAAACCCAAAAUUGCUGAGCUAGCAAAUGAAUACGCGGGCUUCCUCAUGGCUCUGGGUCUCAACGGGCAUCUCACAAAGCUUGCCACGCUCAAUAUACACGACUACUUAACAAAGGGCCAUGAGAUGACAAGUAUUGGCCUGUUGCUUGGCGUUUCUGCUGCCAAGCUGGGCACAAUGGAUAUGGCAAUUACACGCCUCCUGAGCAUCCACAUACCUGCCCUCCUGCCACCAACUUCAACAGAGCUGGAUGUCCCUCACAACGUGCAGGUGGCUGCCGUGAUAGGAAUAGGCCUUGUCUAUCAGGGCACUGCUCACAGGCACACAGCAGAGGUUCUGCUGGCUGAGAUAGGACGUCCCCCUGGCCCAGAAAUGGAGUACUGCACAGACAGAGAGUCCUAUUCACUUGCAUCUGGGCUAGCCUUAGGCAUGGUCUGCCUAGGGCACGGCAGUAAUUUGAUAGGCAUGUCAGACCUCAAUGUUCCCGAGCAGCUUUACCAGUACAUGGUUGGGGGUCACAGGCGAUUCCAAGCAGGAAUGCACAGAGAGAAGCACAAGUCUCCCAGUUACCAAAUCAAGGAGGGAGACACCAUAAAUGUGGAUGUUACUUGUCCGGGUGCCACACUUGCACUUGCUAUGAUCUACCUAAAGACAAAUAACAGAUCCAUUGCUGACUGGCUUCAGGCACCAGAUACCAUGUAUUUGCUGGACUUUGUAAAACCAGAGUUCCUUUUAUUGAGGACCCUGGCUCGAUGCCUGAUUUUGUGGGAUGACAUCUUGCCCAAUUCCAAGUGGGUUAAUAGCAACGUGCCUCAGAUCAUAAGAGAGAACAGUAUAUCUCUUCAUGCAACAGAGCUGCCUUCAUCUGAAGAUCUGAGUUUAGAAACACUGGCGCAAGCUCAUGUCUACAUCAUUGCUGGAGCAUGUUUGUCACUGGGAUUUCGAUUUGCUGGUUCAGAAAAUCUGGCAGCAUUUAAGUGCUUGUACAAAUAUGCAACAGAUUUCCUGAAGUGUUUGUCAGCACCAACAGCUUCAAUAACAGGUCACUAUAAUCUCGAAACAUGCUUGAGCGUCCUGCUGCUGUCUCUCGCGAUGGUGAUGGCUGGCUCUGGAAACCUGAAAGUCCUUCAGCUUUGCCGUUUCAUGCACAAAAAGACAGGUGGAGAGAUGAACUAUGGGUUCCACCUGGCUCACCACAUGGCUUUGGGGCUCCUCUUUCUGGGAGGAGGAAGGUAUUCACUGAGCACUUCAAAUUCUUCAAUUGCUGCUCUCCUUUGUGCUCUGUACCCUCACUUCCCUGUUCACAGCACGGACAAUCGGUACCACCUCCAGGCUCUGCGUCACUUGUACGUGCUGGCGGCAGAACCGAGGCUCUUGACGCCUGUUGAUGUGGAUUCAAACACUCCUUGUUACGCACUGAUAGAGGUUACAUACAAGGGCACGCAGUGGUAUGCAGAAGCCACUGAGGAACUGAUGGCACCCACGCUUCUUCCAGAGCUCCACUUACUGAAGCAGAUCAGAGUGAAGGGACCACGGUACUGGGAAUUAUUAAUAGAUUUAAGCAAGGGAACGAAUCAUCUAAAAUCAAUUCUUUCAAAGGGUGGUGUUUUGUACGUGAAGCUGAGAGCUGGGCAGCUCUCCUACAAGGAGGACCCGAUGGGCUGGCGCAGUCUCUUAGCACAGACUGUUACUCACCGAAACUCUGAAGCUCGGGCAUUCAAGCCAGAAGCAAUUUCAGCUUUUACUUCUGAUCCUGCUCUGUUUUCAUUUGCUGAUUAUUUCUGCAAACCAACUGUGAACAUGGGCCAGAAACAGGAAAUCCUGGAUCUUUUCUCCUCAAUUCUUUAUGAGUGUGUUACCCAAGAAAAUCCAGAGAUGCUGCCCACGUACAUAGCAAUAGAUCAGGCUGUGAGGAGAUUAGAAAGAAGAGAAAUGUCGGAGACAUUUGAGCUGUGGCAGAUAAAGCUGGUGUUAGAAUUUUUCAGUUCCAGAAGUCACCAGGAGAGAAUGAGCAGGAAUCCAAACCGAGGACUCUUCAUGAACUCUGAAUUUCUGCCUGUGAUGAAGUGCACUAUCGAUAACACUUUGGAUCAGUGGCUUCAAGCUGGAGGGGAUGUGUCUCUGCAUUCCUACCUGAGUGGACAGCCCACGGAGGAAUCUCAACUGAGCAUGCUGGCUUGCUUCCUCAUUUACCACUCUGUCCCAACACCAGCUCAGCUGGCAGCUGGAGGCUUGGAAGGAAGCACGAACUUCUCUGAGCUGCUUUUGAAGUUCAAGCAGUUGAAUAUGCCAGUUCGCGCGUUGCUAAGGCUCGCUCCUCUGUUGCUUAGAAAUCCCCAGUCCAUGGUGCUCUAGGUCCGCGGCGUUCGUUCUGCGUGUGGUUACUGAACGGCAGAGCCAGCUCUGUGUUGCUCCAUGCUUUUCAAAAAACAUACAGGAAAAAUGUACUUGAAUUUUGUAACUGCUCAAGCAACAUAAACUUCAAACUUGUCCCCAGAUGUGGUGACUGUGACCAAGAGUUAUUUAUAACUUGUUACAAUGAAUAAAAAAAAAUAAUGUAAAAGUGAACUAAUAAUAAAUUUACUUUUGUAACUAAG
This is a messenger RNA of Tyto alba (common barn owl), 6293 nucleotides long. It is a transcript of the gene ANAPC1, whose product is annotated as anaphase promoting complex subunit 1. Gene Ontology annotation, molecular function: molecular adaptor activity. Bases 190 to 6051 code for a protein of 1953 amino acids. Gene Ontology annotation, cellular component: anaphase-promoting complex. NCBI's taxonomy places the organism in Eukaryota, Metazoa, Chordata, Aves, Strigiformes, Tytonidae. The record is from RefSeq and is a predicted model, not a curated record. Gene Ontology annotation, biological process: protein K11-linked ubiquitination; anaphase-promoting complex-dependent catabolic process; metaphase/anaphase transition of mitotic cell cycle. The transcript is spliced from 47 exons.